AUGUCUUCCAGUCCAGAUCCCACAGCUAUCCAGCAUGUGCCAAGCCAUCACGACGCAAAGCAGUCAUUAGACAAAGAUGUCGACGCUGGCACCGUGCUCUCCGCCUUGGCGGAAGACAACUUGCCAACAACUACACGGCGAGAAAUAUGGGCGUGGUACGCAUACUACGUUGGCUCCAACGGCCUCUCGUUGUUCAAUUUCGGACCGACCGCUUUUCAGAAUCUACUUUCCCAAGCUGCGCCCACGGAUACUGGCGUCCUUCCAUUUGCGGGUCGCGAGCGAGAUGUAAACAGCAUCGUCUUACUCGCCAACGGCAUUUCGUUUGCAAUCCAAGCUGUUCUGUUCCUUAUCAUCGGCGCGUAUGCCGAUUUUGGUACUGGACGGCGCUGGAUCCUUCUGAUCUGGUCCGUGGUCGCAUACGGUGUAGGGUUCGCCUGGCUGGCAGUCUACGACGCGAGCAAGUGGCAAAUCGCCACAGGCUUGUAUAUCGUGGGUUUGAUUGCCUAUCAGAUGACCCUCACAUAUUGGACUGCGGCAUUUCCUUCUUUGGCCAGAAAUACCAGUCAGCUGAAAGACGCUACCCUACAAUAUCAGGCGGGAGACAUCACGCAGGACGAGAUGGAUCGCAAAGACGAGACAGAAAGAAGCCGACUGAGUAAUAUGGCCUUUUAUAUCCAAUCCGUCGGAGAAAUUGUUAUACUCGCCAUUAUCGUGGGCAUCAUGUUUGCAGUCAAAGUCGACGCCAGUCCGGAGAACAACAACUGGGGUCUAUCAGUUCUCAUCGCCUUUGCCACCGCCUGCUGGCUUGUUCUCUCGAUCCCUUGGUUUUUCCUGGAACAAAAGCGACCUGGUAUGAAGAUUCCCGAAGGCAUGAAUAUCCUGACAGUGGGGCUGUGGCAGUUAUACCAGGCGCUCGUCAAGAUUUGGCGCCUCAAGCAAAGCUUAAUCUAUCUGGGAGGCUAUUUCCUUCUCGGCGACUCUCUCAACACGACUGUCACGGUUAUUGCCACGCUGCAGAACCAGGUUGUCAGCUAUGACACGCUGACAUUGACCUACCUUCUCAUUGUCGGCAUAGUUUCUCAGGCUGCCGGGAUUGGCGCCUUCUGGCUCAUACAGAAACGCUUCAACUUGGACGUCAAGGUAAUGUUCAGUGCGGUCAUGGUCUCCAUAAUUAUACUGGACGGAUGGGGCUUGAUUGGCAAUUGGACCGACAAAUUUGGCUUCAAAAAUGUCUGGGAAAUCUGGUUGUAUCAGGCUUUCUAUGGGCUGUUCGUGUGCCCAUGGUACAGCUACUCACAGAUCAUGAUCAGCUCCGUUACCCCUCGGGGGCAUGAGUUCUUGUUCUUCUCUGUCUUCAACAUUAUUGAAAAAUCAUCGAGUUUCAUCGGGCCGUUGAUUAGCAGUGCCAUUAUCGACGCUUCGGCAGGGCACAACAACAAUAGCGCCCCUUUCUAUUUCUUAUUUGCGCUCAGCUUGGUCAGCGCUAUAUUCAUUUGGGUAUUUUUGGACCUAAAAAAGAGUGCACGGGAACAAGAGGAUUUUCUUAUUGCAGAAAGGGCCCGCACGAGGCAAUUGCCAUCCAGUAGUGUGUCCAAGCCAGCUUCCACAUGUUAG
This is a messenger RNA of Neoarthrinium moseri, 1614 nucleotides long. RefSeq lists its product as uncharacterized. NCBI's taxonomy places the organism in Eukaryota, Fungi, Ascomycota, Sordariomycetes, Amphisphaeriales, Apiosporaceae. The transcript has a single exon. The record is from RefSeq and is a predicted model, not a curated record. Bases 1 to 1614 code for a protein of 537 amino acids.